Molecule: messenger RNA, 1236 nt
Organism: Brassica rapa (field mustard)
Lineage: Eukaryota; Viridiplantae; Streptophyta; Magnoliopsida; Brassicales; Brassicaceae
Product: probable aspartic proteinase GIP2
Biological process (GO): proteolysis
Molecular function (GO): aspartic-type endopeptidase activity
Source: RefSeq, a predicted model, not a curated record
AUGGCUCGUCUUGGUAUGAAUAUGAUACAUGUUCUCUGCGUAAUCAUUUUCGCCAUCACAAACACUUCACACUCUCUACACGAAAAGCCUCAAGCUUUUCUACAAGCUAUUCGUAAAGACAUCACCACAAAUCUCUACUACUCUCCCUUAUCCAUAGGCGCCAACGUUCAUAACAUCAAUCUUGCCAUUGACCUCGGUGGCUCCGCGCCAUUAUUGCUAACCUGCGCUGCUGCCGCCAAAUCCCGCUCUUACCACCCUAUCAAAUGCGGCUCCUCUAGAUGCAUACAAGCCAAACCGGACCCUGUCUCCUGUCCGACCAAUACCUCCAAGAAAGCCACAUGUCACAAAUCCUUCUCCACUUCCUUCACUGAGCAACCCGUCAAAGCUCGUCUCCUCCGAGACACCGUAUCUUUGCUAUACACGGACAACGGAUUCACCUAUAUGGGCGGUGGAAUCGAUAUGACUAUGACUAUAGCUUGCACCGACGUUAAACCCUUCCCGUCUAUUGUUGUUGGGACAUUGGGUCUCGCUAAGACCCAUAUGGCGCUCCCUUCACAGAUCGUUUCUUUAUACAAACUACCCUUUAAGGUGGCUCUUUGUUUGCCAUCACCAAACUCCGGAGAAUCUUCUGGAUCUGGCUCUCUUUUCAUAGGCGGUGGUCCUUAUUUCAUGGCACUAUACCCUGAAGAUAUCUCAAAAAUCUUUGCCUCAACACCUCUGCUUCCUAGUGACCAGUCUCGUGGUGAGUACUUCAUCGAUGUCAACUACAUCCAAAUCAGUGGGAAGAUUGUUCCCUUUUUCAAGAAAAGCACGAAGAUCUGCACGUUGGCUCCUUACACCGUCUUGCAUAGUUCUAUAUACAAAGCUUUGGUCUUAGCCUUCGCCGAAAAAGCCAAGAUGACUAAAGUUCCGGCAGUGAAGCCUUUUGCUUCGUGUUUCAGCUCCAAAGGACUCGGGAGGUGGAUGAUGGGAAGUCGUGUUCCUGUGAUUGAGUUAUUGCUGCGUGGUGGGGCUAAGUGGAAGAUUUACGGAUCCAACUCGCUUGUGAAGGUGAGUAAAGAUGUGGUUUGCUUAGGAUUUAUGGACGGAGGUGUGAACCUGACGAUGGGCAUGAUAAUAGGAGGUUAUCAGAUGGAAGAUAAUUUUGUGGAGUUUGAUGUAAAAGCUUCUAAGUUCUCUUUUACUUCUUCUCUUUUGCUUAUUAACUCUUCUUGCUCACAGUCAAGACACUUCUGA